AUGCCCUUUUUCUCUUCGCCGUCCACUGAGCUUCUCCUAGCACUUCCAAGCUCCCAAGCUCUCACGUGCUUCCGUGCCACCGUGCCCGCUAGCACCCAAGCCAAACGCUUUUCUUGCUGCACAUCUGGAACCUUCAUCAACGUAAUUGGCAUAGUCAUCGACUUCAGAGCUCCAAUCCCGACUAAGAAGACGGACUACAAGGCCCAGAUCCGCUUCUACGAUGAAUCUGCUCAAGAUGUCGACUCCAAGUCAUUAACCCUGAAUGUCUUUCGUGGCCGAGAUGCGAUGCCAAAUCCUGCUUGUGGCGAUGUUGUGGUCAUUCUUAGAGCAAAGGUUCAAACAUACAAUUUCGAGCUCUCGCUCAUGACGAACUACCAGACAGACAUAUAUGUAUUCACAGCUUCAAAUAUUCCAAAGCCUCCGCAAGGCGCAGAGAAAGCCUUGCACCCCAUUGUGAAGAAGCCUAGCAGAGUACUUACAGGAGCCGACUUUAUCUACAUAUCUGCCUUCUAUCAUCGCAUCGACAAGGACAGAGUGCCAACAGCCGCCGAAUACCACCACAAAUUUGAAGCUUCUGUGCAAGUCAAGGAGAAAUUCAGUCUCCUCAGAGAUGUCGCUUGUGAUCGCUUCGUCGAUGUCAUCGCCGAAGUAGUCAAACAACCGUACGACUUGGGCGACAAGUUUACUCUCUGGAUUUCCGACUACACGGAGCACGCGAAUUUCUUCAACUUCAUCAUGGAAGACCUUGACUCUCACACGCAUCCCGGGCCACGAAACAGCGCCGUCGGCUCUAAUGCCGCUGAUAGUGACUGGUGUGGCCCAUAUGGCAAGCAUAGCUUGCAGAUCACAUGCUGGGAGCCGCAUGCGGCGGCAAUCAGGGCCAACAACAUAUCUGUCGGCUCUUGGGUCUUCAUCAAAAACCUUCAGAUAAAGUACGGCCGCAACAGCAGCAAUCUAGAAGGCUUUCUUCGAGGAGACCAAGAGUUUCACAGCAAAAUCAACAUUUCGGUACUCGAAAAUCUAGAUGAUGCCGAUGCCAUGGACCCCCGAUUACUGGACACGAUUCGUCGACGACUAAAUUAUGAAAAAGAGAAGAAGAAUCAGCUCAAAUCAAUAAGAGAGGCUGCCAAGGCUGGUCAGAAGCGACGAGCAGCUCUGGAAGAUGACUCGAAACCUCGUAAAUCAAACUCAAAAUCACGGCGCAAUGAGAAACGACAGGCUGCAAAAAACGUUGCAGUGUCUGCGACCAAUCCUGAACAUGAGAAGUCUCCUACACCUGAAGCAGAAACCUCGAAGAUUAAGCUCAACUCCAUCAUCAAAUGCGAAAAUGAGAAGCAGCCACUCAGCACCGUCGCAGAGCUGCUAGAACGGAUCUAUUUCGAAACUCUCAUCAGCACGGACGCCGCCAAACUGCCGCUCCCCUUCAUCAACGCCAAUUACCGUGCAAGUGUCCGCGUCAAAAACUAUCUGCCGCACAGGCUGGAGGACUUUGCAUUUGCCAAGCUCAAGGGUGAUAUCUACGAUGUUUUGUCCGACGCGGAAUCUGACUCGUCAGACAACUCAGAGGACAUGACCAUGGAUCGAUUCGUCACGUCUGAAAGGAUUGCCGGAUGGGCGUGGCGCUUCCACCUCCUCUUGGAGGACGCGCGAGACACUGAUGAUGCGGAACAGAAAGACGAGGUCUGGGUCACGGUCGAUAACCACGCCGCGCAGUGCCUUUUGAACAUGAACGCCUGCGAUCUCAAAAAUAGCAGGUCCGAGGUGGCAAAGUUGCGCGAGAAGCUGUUCUACCUCUGGGGCGACCUAGAGGAGCAGAAGACCAAGAAGCUGCUGCGCAAAGCAAAAGCCGACAAACAGGCCCGGACCAACGCGCCACCUGCGGACAGCGACGAUGAGGGGCCCAGCUCGGGCAUAGUGCCGGCCAAUCGUCCCUUCUCGUGCUGCAUCAAGCAGUAUGGCGUCAAGAUGCGUGAAGCAGACGAGGCAAAGGCCGAUGCGGGCAAAGGGCGCAGGUGGCAGCGCAUGUACGGUCUAUUCGGGACGCAGAUCUCGGUGCCUGACGUGGUCAGGACGGAGUAG
Akanthomyces muscarius is the source of this 2079-nucleotide messenger RNA. RefSeq lists its product as uncharacterized. Gene Ontology annotation, biological process: regulation of telomere maintenance via telomerase; telomere capping. Gene Ontology annotation, cellular component: chromosome, telomeric region; nuclear telomere cap complex. Bases 1 to 2079 code for a protein of 692 amino acids. Gene Ontology annotation, molecular function: telomerase inhibitor activity; G-rich strand telomeric DNA binding. The transcript is spliced from 6 exons. NCBI's taxonomy places the organism in Eukaryota, Fungi, Ascomycota, Sordariomycetes, Hypocreales, Cordycipitaceae. The record is from RefSeq and is a predicted model, not a curated record.